Messenger RNA from Parnassius apollo (apollo), 237 nucleotides. Lineage: Eukaryota; Metazoa; Arthropoda; Insecta; Lepidoptera; Papilionidae. The record is from the annotation of a GenBank genome assembly.
AUGAAAUGGUUGUUCAACUUUCAUGAAGGAGCAAUCGCUGCUUAUAGUAACGUGUUUGAAAGUUUGGUAGAGGAGGGGAAGAUAUCGUCAGAAGGAAUGGAUGUGGAUCAUGGUGAUGAGGGAUCUCACUCAGAUGAUUACCCUCAUGCCAAUAAUGAAAUAGCUUAUAAUGCUGAUGGUUUGCAAGACAUGUAUGAUGCCUUUAACACAAAGAACAAAACAAAACUUCGCGCGUAA